Messenger RNA from Penicillium coprophilum, 1785 nucleotides. Its product is annotated as muramidase family protein. The record is from RefSeq and is a predicted model, not a curated record. The coding region runs from base 1 to 1785 and encodes 594 amino acids. Lineage: Eukaryota; Fungi; Ascomycota; Eurotiomycetes; Eurotiales; Aspergillaceae. The transcript has 3 exons.
AUGGUUGGCAAGAUCCAUGUGGCCAUCGUUGGCUUCUUCAGCGUGACCGGUGCCCUGGGCGCCACGCGAUGGAAUCUGCGUAGAGAUGAGACACCGUCAAUGUCCUAUGACCCGGAAACCACCUCGUACUGUACAUGGUGGUGGGACAAUGACGGGUCAAUUGCGUGCGAGAACAUCCCGUCCGCUUGGGGCAUCUCGCUGGCCGACUUCCGGCGAUGGAAUCCCUCCAUCACGGAGACAUGUGGGAACUUAUUGGCGGACCGCUCCUACUGUGUCGAGGCCUAUGGGGAACCAGCCCCGACGACAUCUGCGCCCACCACUACUACCACAGCUGGUGCGCCGGGUCCAACCCAACCAGGCCAGAUUGACUCCUGCAACCGUUGGGAUCUGGUGGAGUCCGGCAACACUUGUGAUACCUUCACCAACAAGUAUCCCGGUUUAACGCGCCAGCUGCUGGUGGAAUGGAACUCGGAGAUAGGCGCCCAGUGCCAGUACCUCUGGGUAGACUACUACAUCUGCACGGGGAUCAAAGGAUGGACGCCCUCGGGCACAACCUCUGGCACGACGCCCACGGCCACCAACGGCAUCCCCACGCCGACCCCCAUCCAACCCGGCAUGAUUGAGACCUGCAACAAAUUCCACCUUGUCUCGUCUGGCGAUGACUGCGGCACUAUCGCCUCGAAGUACGGCAUCUCGCGCGCUGACUUCCUCGCGUGGAACUCGGGCGUGGGCGCCGGCUGUGGCUCGCUCUGGUUAGACUACUACGUCUGCGUGUCCAUCGUAGGCUCAAAGCCCUCCACCACGACCAGUCCGACCAGUCCGACCAACGGCGUCACAACCCCAACCCCCAUCCGCCCGGGUAUGGUCGCCAACUGCGACAAGUUCCACAUGGUCGUCGACGGCGAUGAAUGCCGCGCCCUCGCCAACAGUAACGGCAUCACGCUCGAUCAGCUCGUGACCUGGAAUCCAGAAGUAAAGGCUGAUUGCAGCGGUCUCUGGCUGGGCUACUACAUCUGCGUGAAAGUCAUCGGCGUAAAACCGACCGCAACUACCACGACCGGGCCCACGCAACCAACCAACGGCGUCGCAACUCCAACUCCCAUCCUUCCGGGCAUGGUUGCGAACUGCGACAAGUUCCAUAUGGUUGUCGAUGGCGACCAAUGUGGCAACAUCGCACAGAAGUACGGCAUCAGCCAAAGCCAGUUUACGAAAUGGAACCCUCAAGUCGGCUCCGGCUGCUCAGGCCUCUGGCUGGGGUACUAUGUCUGCGUGAAGACCAUCGGCACAACCCCUACCAUCACCACCACUACCACCACCACCGGAAACGGAAUUACAACGCCGACGCCAACCCGGCCGGGCAUCGUGGGCAACUGCGAUGCCUUCCACAAGGUCAAAUCGGGCGAUACAUGCGACGCGCUCGCGGGCAAAUACGGCAUCACCACUAACCAGCUGUACACGUGGAACACGCAGAUUGGCACCAACUGCGGUGGCCUAUGGGUGGACUACUACAUCUGUGUGAGCAUUGUAGGGGUUAACCCAAAGCCUACCACGACGACCACGACGACCACGACGAAGGGUAAUGGCGUAGCGACACCAACGCCCAUUCAGACCGGGAUGACCGGCACCUGCAACAAGUUCUAUAAGGUGGUGAGCGGGGAUAGCUGCGAGACGAUCGCAAAGAAGGCGGGGGUCACGUUGGCGAACUUCUAUGCGUGGAAUAAGGGAGUUGGCAGUAGUUGUCAGACACUGUGGCUGGGAUACUAUGUGUGUACCGGGGUGAAAUAG